Messenger RNA from Caenorhabditis bovis, 1719 nucleotides. The record is from the annotation of a GenBank genome assembly. NCBI's taxonomy places the organism in Eukaryota, Metazoa, Nematoda, Chromadorea, Rhabditida, Rhabditidae.
AUGUCAAGAACUCAGAGCUUGACAGACCUUUCUACUUUUCAUCUCGCAACGUCACGCGUGUUCCCGCGAUUAGCCGAUAACACGGCGAUCAAAGGAGCGCAAGCGAACUUCGGGACGCUUGCGUCAACGACUUCGAAACUACCCAUAAGUUGCCUCUUCUGCGGAAAGAGAGGCCACAUCGCAGCCCAGUGCUGGGCAAAGAAAAGACAGUAUGCCCGAGUCGACCCAGUAGCCAAUCAUCAGUUGCCGCACAACGGCAUAACCGGAGGCCGUCGUGCCUUCCAAUCUUCAGCUUACAUGCACGAACGUCCAAAUGUGCAAAGUUUACUGCCAGCCGAAGCCAACACAACGAACACGGUGGCGCAGCUGCGCCUGAUACUCCGCAACGACCAGCUCGCCCGAGCAUAUCAGCCAAGGAUCAACACAAUUCGGCCGCAUCAAUUCGUUCCAGGCAAAAACCAACAUUACUACCAGCCAAAAUUUCAAGAAAUUCGCAAAUUGGGCAUACAUCUCAACAGAUGGCCCAAAGUUUCAACCGACAAUCUUCCACAAUCUGGUGAUCGGGUCGCUAUCCGAAUCAAUAACCCCGACACACUACAACGAAAUUUGAAGCGCCCCGAGGGUUCGACAGAAACCCUAACGAAAAUAGUCAACAGGAACGCUUCUCAUCCGAUGGAGAGAGCAAAUUCAAUGAAGCAUCGAACCUUAUAUCUUCCUGGAACAAAGUUUUCGACAUCGCACACUGCAUCUUCCAAGGGGUCGCCAGGUCGCCAGCUCCGAGCUAUGUGUGUUAUUAGGCAUCCACAGCCUUCAACAAGCAGCAGCUUCCAUCCGAGCAGCAGACGCCAACAUCAUAAGGUUAGUGUCAAACAAAAAUUACACCUCGUUACAGCAUUCGCUACGAAUGGAAUUCGACACCCCGGAAGAGUUACGAUCAUCAGUUGGCAAACGUGCCUGGAAACAAUCGGUGAAGAAUCCAGAGCAAGCCGCUAUCAACCUGUUCAUCAAGCGCUAUUAACCGCGCCGGAUUAUCGCCACUACAGCCUCUUCCUACGAACAUCAUGGAAGAAUCUCGGUGAGGUAAAAACGUUACAGAUCGACGAAGCGUCCCAGAUACCGAUCAUCACCACACUGACAGCCUUGGACGCAGCUUUUCCCGCUGCACGCUUGGCUCUCGUCGGCGAUUUCCGCCAACUACCACCAUUUUCCCACACCAAAAACACGAAAUCCAUCCGAAAAGUAGGAGUCGGAGAGCCGUUGUUUUGGCUCACCGACGGAGAAAGAGUUCCGAUCGUGGAACUCACACAUGUUUGGCGUACUCAUCCGGUCGGCACCUCGUUGACGAACUCGGGUGAGGUGGAAAUCGCGAAGAUAGUUGUGACACGAGUACUGCAGCAUGUCCCGCUGAUCAGGUCGGCAUCAUCACCUUCUAUCGAGCGCAGUGCAACGGAAGGUAGCAUCCACAUCGGCACCGUCGACAGCUUCCAAGGACACCAGAAGGAAGUCGUCAUCCUUUGCUUGACGAAGACGAACAAGGCACCGUCCGACUUCGCCAGAGAUGACCUCCGCAUCAAUGUCGCGCUGUCUCGAGCGAGACAAGUCAACAUCAUCAUCGGCGAUCUUCCGGCCAGCAGAACAGUCUACUCAUGGAGCCGCAUAAUCAGAGAGAUCGAAUCGCAAAACGCCACCAUGGACGCUUCACGCUUCGCCUCCAUCUGA